ACAAAAACAGUUGCUUGGACAAGGUCAAGCCAAAAUUAGUUACCCAAAAUUACUAUUUAAAGAGAGACAACAGUCGAAGAAGCAAAUACAAUUGUGUGAAAUGUCUGCGAAGAAGAUGAAACUUUUUGGUUGGCUGCUGCAGCUGAUGUGCCUGUGGGCCAGCGCCAGGGCCACGUGCAAUGUGUGCAAUCCCGUCAACAGCAUGGCCUGCUACUCGCUCAACCAGACGCAGGCCUGCGAUGCAAGUGGCCUGCCCACGCGCAUACCCUACAACUGUCCCGACGGCUAUGUGUGUGUGAGCGGCGCAGCCGGCGUGCGCUGCCAGCCUAGCAGCAGUGGAACCGGCGCCUGCCAGGACUGCAACAAGUGUGACAUCACCAAGACCUUUGCCUGCACCGGAACGAACACCUUUGCGCUCUGCCUGGGCACCGAUGCGCCGCAGAACUCGCUGGGCAGCUGUGCUGAGGGCUAUGUGUGCAACAGUCGUGAUGAGCGGAUAUGCGGACUGGACACGCAGGUGGUGCCCACCUGUUCUUAUGCAGAUGAGACGACAACAACAACAACAGCAGCAACUGCAACAACGGCAACAGCUGCAACAACUGCAACAACUGCAACAACGGCAACAACGGCAACAACGGCAACAACGGCAACAACGGCAACAACUGCAACAACUGCAUCAACAACAACAACUGCAGCAACAAUAACAACUGCAGCAACAACAACAACGGCAGCAACAACAACUACGGCAGCAGCCACGCCCUCGACCAGCGAUGCCAGCGCCUACUGCGCCGCUGUCCAGGCCCAGGGCAACUAUGCGGUGGGCAACUAUACGGCAACAACUUGCCGCCAGUAUAUCAAGUGCUUCCUCCUGAAUGGCAGCUGGCGUGGUCAGAAAUACACGUGUCCGGGCAGCACAUACUUUAGUCCCAGCAGCAGGCUGUGCGUCACCACAGUGCCCGCCACGUGCUACACGCCGCUGAGCACCACCACGACCACCACAGUGGCGCCCACCACCAGCAAUCCGAAUGCGUAUUGCGCCAAGAUGCAGGCAGAGGAUUACUAUCCGGUGGGCACCACGGCCAGCACGACUUGUCGUCAGUAUAUCUACUGCUUUGAGCUGAACGGCAGCUGGCUGGGCAAGCUGUACACCUGUCCGGGCAGCACCUACUACAGCAGCUCCAGCAAGACGUGCGUCACUUCGCUGCCCGCCACCUGCACGAGUGCUGUGGCCCGCCUGAGCCUCAACGGCGUGGAGCUGGAGUGAGAGUUAGCAUUAUCUAGUAUUAUAAUUAUCUAUCCAUUAUUAUUAUUAAAGUUCAUAUUAUAUCAAA
Messenger RNA from Drosophila montana, 1331 nucleotides. RefSeq lists its product as uncharacterized. Lineage: Eukaryota; Metazoa; Arthropoda; Insecta; Diptera; Drosophilidae. Gene Ontology annotation, cellular component: extracellular region. The coding region runs from base 101 to 1264 and encodes 387 amino acids. The transcript has a single exon. Gene Ontology annotation, molecular function: chitin binding. The record is from RefSeq and is a predicted model, not a curated record.